UGUCAGUCGGAUCAAGUCAAUCCCCAAUCGUGGUUAUUGUUUUUUAUUCAUUAUUGUACUCAUUACGAAUGUGUAGGCGUACAAUGAACAAUGAUUAACAUAAUCAAAUAACAUCACGAACGAAACUACAGGAAACACUAACUCUCGUCUCUGUCAAGCAAACUGGACUCAGGUUCAUCUGUCGUCUUCCUUGAAGCUUCUUGGAAGGGUUUUGGAAAUGAGCAAAAUGUCAAGGGGAUAUGUAUGGUUUCUGUUGUUGACAUCUCCCUUAAAUAUCGUGGGGAAUAUCCUGGUUUGUGCUAUUGUUCUGAAGAACAUCUCCAUGAGGACAUUCACAAACUAUUUAUUAGUUAACUUGGCAGUGGCAGACUUAGCGUACGGUCUUCUUCAAACACUAGGUAUGCUUGUUCAUCUUUCUGAUAGGGACUUCGACUGGACGGCUUUCUGCAAGAGCGCCAACUACGCAGUCCAUGUCACUUGUGGCGUCUCCAUUGCAACGCUCACCAUUAUUUCAAUUGAAAGAUUUUUUGCUGUAGUGAGACCAUUUUCCCGCAACGCCAAGAAACGACGGAGGGCAUCUUUAAUUUUGAUCAUUCUAUGGAUGGCAAUUCUCAUUUUUAUGUCACCAACAUUAUUUCUUCAAUGGAGCUAUCAAAAAGGCGACUAUGAAUGCAAAACACUGAAGAUUUACUCUCCACAGAGGCGACUUUAUUAUUUCUUUAUUAUUAUCAUAUUUCUGUUUCUUCCGAGUUGCAUCAUAUUCUAUUGCUAUAGCAGAAUAAUCUAUACUCUUUGGUGUGCUCCCAAAGCUUCAAGCGUGGCAAAUGCGGCUCGAGUCAAGGCUCGGCGUAAAUUAGCCCAGAUGUUAGUGGUCGUUUCAAGCAUUUUUGUCGUCUCUUGGUUAACCACUUGUGUAGUUCAGCUAAUGAUUUUAUUUGAUCAAUCAGCCCCACAGCCUCUCGAGACAACCAGUUUAGCCUUGGUGCAUUUGAAUACUUGUGUUAACCCAAUAAUCUACUCGCUUCAUAGUGCUGACUUUAGGCGUCAUUUAAAAACAGUCUGCUGCUGCUGUUGCCAAUCAGAAACCUCUGAGCCUGGAAAUCAAACUAUCGUUCGUUCUAGUCUAUCAGUCAGGCAACGCUUGGCAGGACGAAUAUCUGGUCGAGUAUGCCAGGGGAAGACUAGUACGGCUUGUGAAGAACUGUGUAUUGAAGAAAACCCAUGCAAAUAAUGGCCAUGGGGAAGAAACUUCGGUGGAUAUAUAAAGUACCGCUAUAUCUGGUUAGUCCACUCGGCCUGUUUACCAUCACAUAAGUAAAUAGCGACGCUAUCUUAUCUAAGGAUUAUCAGCACCAGACAUUUCUUACUGUGGUUCUUGCAUGCCAGGAUGAGCAUAAUUAAACCUAUUCUUCCGCUCUCUAUGAUCCCAAAUAUUUUGUUAUGGAUCACAGCUAUAGCUAUAAAAAUUUGCAUCUUU
Molecule: messenger RNA, 1477 nt
Organism: Actinia tenebrosa (Australian red waratah sea anemone)
Lineage: Eukaryota; Metazoa; Cnidaria; Anthozoa; Actiniaria; Actiniidae
Product: orexin receptor type 2-like
Biological process (GO): G protein-coupled receptor signaling pathway
Cellular component (GO): plasma membrane
Molecular function (GO): G protein-coupled receptor activity
Source: RefSeq, a predicted model, not a curated record